AUGGGCUGUGGUGGGAGCCGAGCCGAUGCCAUCGAGCCCCGCUACUACGAGAGCUGGACCCGGGAGACAGAGUCCACCUGGCUCACCUACACCGACUCGGACGCGCUGCCUAGCGCCGCGGCCACCGACAGCGGCCCCGAGGCGGGCGGCCUGCACGCGGGUGUGCUGGAAGACGGACUGUCCUCUAACGGGGUGCUCCGACCUGCAGCCCCGGGUGGAAUAGCCAACCCAGAGAAGAAGAUGAACUGUGGGACCCAAUGCCCCAACUCACAGAACCUCAGCUCAGGCCCUCUGACCCAGAAACAGAAUGGCCUCUGGGCCACAGAGGCUAAAAGGGAUGCUAAGCGAAUGUCUGCGAGAGACGUGGCUCUUAACGUUACAGAGAACAUCCGGCAGACGGACAGAAGUAAACGGGCCUCCAAGAACUGCAUCAAUUAGC
Molecule: messenger RNA, 439 nt
Organism: Apodemus sylvaticus (European woodmouse)
Lineage: Eukaryota; Metazoa; Chordata; Mammalia; Rodentia; Muridae
Gene: Baalc
Product: BAALC binder of MAP3K1 and KLF4
Exons: 3
Coding region: 1-438 (145 amino acids)
Cellular component (GO): cytoplasm
Source: RefSeq, a predicted model, not a curated record